AUGUCCAAUCAGCCGAACCAGACGCAAACAACGAAUAACCCUUCCCGCCGCCAAGCACUCAACGCUUGCGAAGCUUGUCGAAAAAGGAAGACCAAAUGUGACGAGAGGAAACCCGCUUGUGCUCGAUGCACGCGGUUGGGUCUUGAAUGCAUGUAUAUUGAGACUGUUGCGGCCAAGAAGAACCUAUCGAUUGAGGAACUAACGGGUACCCUGAAACGCAUGGACGAGAAACUCGAUGUCCUCACAGCUCUCGCUCAACAAAAUGAUGGUCAUCAUCAAGCGCAUACGACUGGCCUGGCCUCAAGUCCUGGAAACAGCCAGUUUGCUGCUUUCAGUCCCUUAAACCUCGGCAGUACUGGAAUAGUUCAAAAUGCUUCAACCCCAUUUCUCGACACAGGUCGAGUGUUGGAAGAGCUCUCACUAUCCCAACGACACUCUACCGCGCCGCAGCAUCUUCUGACUUGGCCUUGCUCGACUCUUUCAAUGAGCGAGCCGGACCUACAGUACCCGAUGGAGUUGGAGAUAAAACGACCGAGGUUAUCUCGCUCGACAGCACCACCUCGUUGCCUUGUAGCUGGAACACCAGCUGGAGAUGACUCUUGGUUAUCACGCCUGUCAUUAUCUCAGGUCAGCUUACUAACGCAAUCAUACUUUCAGCACUUCCAUCCGUCAUGCCUCAUCCUGAACGAGUCUUUGUUUUAUACACAGGUUCUGAGCAACGCCGUUCAGACCAACUUUGCGCCCAACUACAGCUCAUGCACGGUUCUGCUUGUCUGCAGCUUAGGGUCCAUAGUCGCUCACUACUCCGGACACGAAGAGUGGUCAUCAGGAAAUGAGCAAGAUAUUGGCCUCGGUUUCUUUAAUCUGGCGAACGGCAUGUUCCGUGAUUUAGAGGGAGGUGAUUGGGAGAGCGUCCAGUGCCUGCUUCUGAUGGGUCUCUUCUAUUCUGCUAAACUCAGGGUCUAUGAUGCCUGGCAAGUCAACCAUAAAGCUUGUUGCACCGUCUCAAUACUCGUGCCACUGCAGCGGACACUAGAGGCGCAGCAUUGUCAGCUUUUCUGGAUCGCAUAUCUACAGGAGAGUCAAAUUCUGGCCGAGUUCGACUUUCCAGCCAGCGGACUCGGCAAACUCGCCAGCAGCAUGCCUCUACCCGUCAUCCCCGGAGCAGGCACAGAUCCUCGCCAUGCGCAGUAUCAGUUCUUCUUUUUAGCCCUCAUCUCCAUGAGAAAAUUGCUCAACCGUAUCUUGUUCCACCUCUAUAGCCGAGAGCACAUAGAAGACACUACGAGUGGAGAACAGGCACACAUCGAAAAGUCCGCCGCGUUUCUAUCAGUCUCCCCAUCCGUGAUAUUCGAGCUAGACCGCCAGCUUGAAGAAUGGAGAACUUGUCUGCCCCAGGGCCUGGAGUUCUCAAGCUACUCAGAGGCACAGCUUGCAGAAAUCCCUGGACUUGACCAGACGCAUCGCUCGACGGAUGAGAGACUACGUGGUCAACUACAGGCUCGCUACUUCGCUGCAAAGUCCAUCAUUCAUCGACCAUUCAUCUACAAAGCUUUACACCGCGAUCAUACAGCGCCUCUUACCGACGCUGACGCCGCAGGCGCACGCAUAGCAGUUGGCAGUGCAUUGAUGUCCGUGGUAGUAAGUGGGAUCUUACAGGAGCCAUUGGCCUUGUUGCUUCAUCCCAUCAAUUCUUGUCGAAGGUAA
Fusarium odoratissimum NRRL 54006 is the source of this 1707-nucleotide messenger RNA. RefSeq lists its product as uncharacterized. The coding region runs from base 1 to 1707 and encodes 568 amino acids. The transcript is spliced from 7 exons. NCBI's taxonomy places the organism in Eukaryota, Fungi, Ascomycota, Sordariomycetes, Hypocreales, Nectriaceae. The record is from RefSeq and is a predicted model, not a curated record. Gene Ontology annotation, biological process: DNA-templated transcription; regulation of DNA-templated transcription. Gene Ontology annotation, molecular function: DNA binding; DNA-binding transcription factor activity, RNA polymerase II-specific; zinc ion binding.